Molecule: messenger RNA, 1477 nt
Organism: Pipra filicauda (Wire-tailed manakin)
Lineage: Eukaryota; Metazoa; Chordata; Aves; Passeriformes; Pipridae
Gene: B3GNTL1
Product: UDP-GlcNAc:betaGal beta-1,3-N-acetylglucosaminyltransferase like 1
Exons: 13
Coding region: 15-1088 (357 amino acids)
Source: RefSeq, a predicted model, not a curated record
CGGUCCCGGGAGCGAUGGCGGGGCCGGGCCCGGGGGGGACCCCCAAGCCCCCCGUGCAGGUGUCUGUCAUUGUGCCUGUUCACAACAGUGAAUGCUGGUUAGAUGAAUGCCUAAAGUCGGUUUGGGAACAAGAUUUUGAAGGAACCCUGGAGCUGUCAAUUUUUAAUGAUGCCAGUAAGGAUGGGUCAGCUGAAAUAAUUGAAAAAUGGAAGAUGAAGUUGGAAGAAGUUGGUAUUCCAGUAAUCAUUGGGAGUAAUGAUUCAUCUGAACCUCGAGGUGUUGGAUUUGCUAAAAAUCAAGCAGUAAUUCAGAGCUCAGGAGCCUAUCUCUGCUUUCUGGAUUCAGAUGAUGUGAUGAUGCCACAGCGGGUUAGGCUGCAGCACCAAGUUGCCAUUCAACACCCAAACAGUAUUGUUGGUUGCCAAGUCAGAAGAGAGCCACUGGACUCCACUGAACGAUACACUCGCUGGAUCAAUAACCUGACCCAAGAGCAACUUCUCACACAGGUGUUCACCUCCCACGGACCCACUGUGAUCAUGCCAACCUGGUUCUGUUCUCGAGAGUGGUUUUUUCACGUGGGAAAAUUUGAUGAGGGGGGAAAGGGGGUCCCAGAAGAUCUGCUGUUUUUUUAUGAGCACAUCCAGAAGGGUGGUGAGGUCUUCCGAGUGAACCGUUGCCUCCUGCUCUACCGGUACCACCCGCAGGCUGCGACUCAUUCCGUCCUGGAGGGAACCAUCUGGAACCACCGAGUCAGAUUCCUUGAGGACAGAGUCCUGAGCUCCUGGACAUCAUUCACCAUUUGGAAUGCUGGCAAGCAAGGCAAGAAACUCUACAGAAGUUUGUCACCAGCUAAUAGGAAAAAGGUCAUUGCCUUUUGUGAUGUUGAUGAAAAGAAAAUAACAAAAGGAUUCUACACUUACGAGGAAUCUGAGGAGAGACCAAAACCAAAGGUCCCUGUGUGUCACUUCAGAGAUGCAGCUCCACCUUUCAUCAUCUGUGUGAAGCUGGAUUUGACAGGUGGAGUGUUUGAAGCAAACCUGGACAUGCUGAACCUGAAGGAAGGGAUGGAUUAUUAUCACUUUAACUAAACCCAAGGAAGGGCAGAGGAGCAGUGUCUGACCAUCUGUGCUGCAUCAUCUCCCUGCUGGGUGGUGUCUGAGAUGUCCCACUGCCAGCCUGGGAUGCUCCCAGGGAACGAGGCUGGAAGGGCUCAAGGCAGCAGCUUUGGCCACUCCACGUGUUCUGCUGCUGGCUCAGGACACCCCUCCUGGUGCACAGGGACUCCUCCAUGAGCAAACACCCCCCUGGAGCACAUUCCCUGUACCUUGGACACCAGCUGAGGUUUGGGCACUUUCAGGAGGUCACAGAGGCAGUUGCGUCUCUCCCUCACCACGGGCAGUUCUGCUUCCCUGGGGGAGGAAAGGUUUGCCAGUUAAUUCACAAAUUAAAACCUGAGGGUGCCCAUGUUCAUACACAA